Messenger RNA from Linepithema humile (Argentine ant), 7735 nucleotides. RefSeq names its product muscarinic acetylcholine receptor (gene mAChR-B). The record is from RefSeq and is a predicted model, not a curated record. NCBI's taxonomy places the organism in Eukaryota, Metazoa, Arthropoda, Insecta, Hymenoptera, Formicidae. Gene Ontology annotation, cellular component: plasma membrane; dendrite. Gene Ontology annotation, molecular function: G protein-coupled serotonin receptor activity; neurotransmitter receptor activity. Gene Ontology annotation, biological process: synaptic transmission, cholinergic; G protein-coupled receptor signaling pathway, coupled to cyclic nucleotide second messenger.
UUGAAAGAGCGCGUCCGACAACGACGGGGUGAGGAACUAACGUCUGGACCGGAAGUCGGUCGGCUCGCGACACAAGAUACAUCGAUCGCGGUUCGAUGCUACGCGAGAUCGAUAUCAUCUCGACGAUCGAGCUGUAACACGCGUGAUUUACUUCUCCUUUUCGUUAGAUUUCGAUCGUUCAAACUUGUCUCGCGCGAUACACAAUGCGGCGCGCGAGUGCGAAGAAAAGCGAGUGAAAACGAACGGCUGGUGUCAGCCGAGAGAACGGCGCGAAUAAUCGGCAGUGGGACAUCGCGCGCGAAAAUGUCUCGACGGAUUGUGCUCAUCGAGUAUCCAGUGAUUUAACGCUUUCGACAAGGUCGCACACCAUCUCGGGUUUCGUAUCGUCGGACAUCAUCAAGCCGACUUAUCGCCAAGGGCGAUCGCGCGCCGUCGUUGAACGCGGAUUACAGUCUAGGACGAUCGAAUCGAUUGGUGUGUACGCGGUGAUCCUGCGACGACGAUCAGGACGAGCGGGAGUCACUUGAGGCAGCUCGUGGGGUUAGUGCCAGGAUUCCAUCUAAUACAUGAACCUCGAGUGCUGAUCGAUUUUGUCGAAUCAUCGAUGUACCAACGCCGCGGAGCGAUCCACGACGGCCGUCGGUCGUCGCGUCGCGAGGUGACAGCCGUCGCGUGCCGAUCGUACAAUUUGGCGCCGACGCGUGCACGGAAGAUGGAAGUAAGAACUCGCGUUCGUGCGUCCGCGUGGAGCACUGAGGGCUGAAGUUUCCAAGUUCCGGUGGCCUACUUCGGCACUGUCCUCCGGACGGAGGGCGCGCGAGCUCGUGUUUCUAGGAUGUCCGAGAGAUGACUGGGUACUGAGGAGGAGAGGGCGCAGUGGCUUUGAAGGUUGCUGCCACCUCGGUUUGGUGGAAUGGAGAUGAACGGCACCGAAAGCAGCCUGAAUGGCACCGAGGUCAAUCGCACUUCCGCGCCUAUCUUUACUAUUGGCACGGAUUUUAUCACGCAAUGGAAGCUGAAGAGACAACGGGAACGCCUAUGCCGAUUCGUGUACAAUCAAAUUUUGACAGAAGAAUGUACCCAGUUAAAUGGAACAUGGCCUGACCCGGAUGAUCCGCGCUGGAGCAGUGGUGAAUACGCGGAGCUUCUGCCCGAUUGGUUCCCAAUAAACGUGACGAAUACCUCGACUUUCGGAAACGCAACGACUUCGUCAACGUUGGAUGAAUCUCUGACGCCCGUUUUGCCACCAUUCACGCUCUGGCAAACGGUACUGAUUGCUAUCUGUCUGGCGAUAUGCAUACUGCUAACUGUCGGCGGUAACAUUCUCGUUCUUCUGGCAUUCAUCGUAGAUAGAGCCAUCAGGCAACCAAGUAACUACUUCAUCGCAUCAUUAGCUGCCACAGAUAUGCUUAUCGGCACCGUGUCGAUGCCGUUCUACACGGUCUACGUGCUGAUGGGAUAUUGGAAUCUCGGUCCUCUUCUCUGCGAUCUAUGGCUGUCCGUGGAUUACACCGUAUGCCUGGUGUCCCAGUAUACCGUUCUCUUGAUCACGAUCGAUCGGUUCUGCUCGGUGAAGAUAGCCGCGCAGUAUCGCAGCUGGCGGACGAAGCAGCGCGUGAUCUGGAUGGUGACCAUCACCUGGAUCAUACCGGCGCUGCUCUUUUUUAUCAGCAUCUUCGGCUGGGAGCACUUCAUCGGUUAUCGAGAUCUGAAUCCGGGCCAGUGCGCCGUGCAGUUCCUCAAGGAUCCAGUGUUCAACACCGCGCUGAUAAUAGGAUAUUACUGGACGACGUUGAUCGUCCUGUUCAUUCUCUACGGCGGCAUAUACAAAACCGCGUACGACAUGCAGAAGAAGAGCGAGGCCAAGCAGCGCAAGAUGCAGUCGAUGGUCGCGUUGAGCGCCGGCGCGAUGUCCGGUAUGGCUGGUCGCGCCGCCGGUAUAGGCAUCUCCAAGACUCAGAGCACCCUGUUGAGCCAGGACAAGCCGAAGAUCGGGACUACGUUGGUGGACGACAGCGUCUCUAGCGCGGACGCGACGGUCACGCAGAAAACAGUCGCGAAGACCGCCGACUCCGCGGCGGCGUCGGACUCCGCUAACAAGAAUGUCCUCGCGAACAUCUCGGUGACGGAAGCCGAGAAAUCCGAACGCUCGAGUAGUCCUGCCUUCGAUUCCGACGAGGAGAGCACCGUCGGCACCGCUCAGCAGCUCAGCACCAUCAGAAAGCGGUCCUCUCUGGCGGGUCUAGUAGCGCAGUCCGGUGCUUUCCAGGUGUUCGCCACCAACGGACGCUUGAACGGCAUCAUGCCGGUCAAGGUCGAGCUGAGUGUGCCAACGGCGAACAGGAAGCUACUGCCGACGAGUCCUACGCGCGACAUGGCAACGCAGAAAGCUCAAACACUGCCGAAGAUACAGGAGUUCAGUCUGCUGGACACCGACAAUCCCGCCGAGCCCGCCGACAAGUCCAGCAGCCGCACGCUGACGCCCGAGCAAUCCUUGAAAUCGAACGACGCCGAAGGCAAUCAACAAUCGAUCGCCUCGGUCGAGGCGACACCGCCCGCUCAACUUAAGCACCCGUCGAUCAAUAGCGUACAACAGAACAUCAUACCGCCGCCCACGCAGUUCCAAAGCAGCCCGCCGGUCUCGGAAAGCCCGACGACAUCCUCGUCGAUGACGACCGACCGGCCAAAGUCGCUGGUGAUGGCUCAAGGCACUUACGACAUCCUUACCGGUCUCGACGGCGGCGAUUUGCGGUACAUGGAUGAGAGUUCCAUCAUUCUACCCAGUCCCUCCUACGAGAGCCCACCGUCUUCCUUCUCCUGCAGCCUGGCGAAUCCGCUGUCCACGGCACCGCCGUCGCCCAUCCUGGGCAACACGGUGCCGGCCGGCGCGGGCACCCGCCUGUUGCAGGCCGCUCUUAUCAGAGCAACAGCGCAGCAAACCGGCGGCGGCGGCGGCGGCGGCGGCGGCGGCCAGCUGGUUCAGAUCAACGUUGGCAAACAUCAUCAGCACCAUCCACAGCCGGUGAUGUCUAACGCGUCGAGUCAGACGCAUCCGCCGCGCGUGUUCAUCACUCAUCAGACGAACGCCGCGUCGCAGACGUCGCCCACCGUCAGCAAGAUGCACACCGUCAGUAAAGUGCACACGGAAGUCACCGUCAAUACUGACGGGGCGAAGCCCCGUCAACCGGUUACGACAGUGGUCGCGACACCCGCGGCCAUAGCGAUGGAAUCGUCCAACAGCAUGACGGAUCGAUUUUCAGAUCAGGCCACCAAGUUGAGCAGCAACUUGCCUCAGAACUCGUCAUCCAGCAGCAUAAUGCCGACGGUGUCGCCCACUACGAACAGCCAGGAGACGAAGAGGCAGUCUUCGAAGAAGAAGGACGCCACGUCGGACGCGGAGCAGAGCGGCUCGAGACGGGACUUCGUCAAGUCCAUCGGCAAGCGGCUGAAAGCAAAGACGCAAAAGAAGGAUCCCACGAUAGGCCGACAGAAGUCGCGAACGGAGAAUAGGGCGCGCAAAGCCUUCCGCACGAUAUCUUUUAUUCUGGGUGCGUUCGUCGCCUGUUGGACGCCUUAUCACAUUUUAGCGCUGGUGGAGGGAUUCUGCGCGAAUCCGCCGUGCACCAACGAGCAUCUCUUCAUGUUCUCGUACUUCCUAUGCUACGCCAACAGUCCGAUGAAUCCGUUCUGCUACGCCCUGGCGAAUCAGCAAUUCAAGAAGACCUUCACGAGGAUACUGAAGGGCGAUCUGCACAUGACGUAAAACAGGGCAGCAGUUCGAGCAGCAGCACUCGUUUCGAUAAAUGUAGCUAAACGUAGGCGACGCGGACUCCCUUCGCGGAGAAGAUGGCCUUCCACACUUAACACCGAAUUAUACUCGCUCGUCGUAAUAAUUUGUGGUGGACUCGGACAAUAAUAAAAUGGAAAUAAUAAUGUAAGACUCGCCGGCGAAGCCGAGCAUCACGCGCCUUUUGUACAUAAAAUGUCGCAGCGCACUUCGAGCCGUUCGAAAGUCAUACCCAGUAUGUAUAUAUGUUGUAUACAUGUGUGAAUAUUUGUUAAUCUUUAUGUAAUGUGCUCAGGACGCGCGUAGGUGUGUGUACAAGUAGCCCUAGACAGUUAUAUGUAUGUGUACCAUGAUAAUAAACACAUUGCAGUCCUAAAAUAAUAAACUCGCGAUUCAUGGAACGACGUGGACGCUAAUGCCGUAGAGAGCUUGCGAAAUCUGACGCUACGGGGAACAUUACGGAUAGAAUAGUAAUUAUGCUUUAGUUUAAUCGUAAGCUUUAGUGGUAGUCGAACGAGGAAGAAUCGUUCAUCACGAAAGACGAAAAGUGAAGAUAUUAAACAUAAGAUAUUGACAGCCGGCUGUAUCAUGAAACAAUUAGCCGCUUCGAAUAAAGAAAACUGUUUCUUCAUACGCGCAGUAAUCGUGGAGCGUUUUCGCGGCGCUUACCAUAUGUUAUUAAUUCCCUGAAUAUUUCGAGUAUUUCACAAGUUCUUUAACAUGUUAUCUUUUUUUUUUAGGAACAACGAAUCAGCUCGAGGUAGCUCGCCUCGUAGAGGUACCGAGCAAUUGACGAUUUUCUUACGGCUCUCGAUCGUGGAUCGGAAUAUACACUGCCUUGAGAUGGCCUAAUGCGCAGGCCUUUUCUCUUCGAGUCUUGUGACACUUGGUACUCUCCUUACAAACGAGCUCCCGUCGAUGCCUGAUUGAUGUUUUGUAGCAAUAAGCUCGCGUCUGAGAAAAUAUUUUAUCUCAAUGAGUGUUUAAAAACGGUUAUUUUUAGCUAAUAUUAAAAUGCUAGCUAAUUAUUUUUAACUGAAUAAUUAACAUCGUUUUUUAUUAUACUUUAUUGUAAGCUAUCUGUGUAAUUACCGUUUGUUUUCAUUAUAUUUUAAUUAAAAAGCUCAUUGCGAUAAUUAAUAUGUUGCAGGUGUGAACAAUUAAUUAACAGCAGACUGUGAUUAUAACUUACGAAGCCGGUAACGCUUCAGUAUUGCUUAUUUUUAAAAAUAUACCAACAACGCCUAAUUUUUUAAUUCCAUUUUACAUAAAGCGCGUGUGUAUCUCGCGAUUACUGCAAACCGUUGACAAAAUGGAAAUCGAUAUAGUAAGUAAUUUAUACCCACAUACCUCGUCAUAUUUUAAUAACAUUCGCAAAAACAUUACUUCUAUAUUAUCUUUCUACUGCGGAUUAAUCAAACACACACAUAUACUACACACAUAAUUUCAGGAAAUCAAAAUUAUAAUUUCUCUUAAUUAGUAGAAGUGAAUGAUUAAAAUCGUAUAUAAUUAAAAAUAGCUGCAAUGCUUUUAAAUGGUAAGAGUGAUAAAUGAUUGAAUCAUGCUUAAAUUUAGGUCAUAUUUUUACAUUGUGUCAGAUUGCAAAAUCGAUUAAUUAUCGAGAAAGUAAGUGGACGAAACAAAUUUACAAUUUUAUAUUUAUAUUAUAUCAGAGUCACAUUUUUACGAAAGCUGCGUUAUUUUGAUAAAUGAAUUACUGUUUCCCCGUUAUAUUAUUUGCACCAUCAAUUUAUUAAUUUGUUAGCGGAGUGGAUUCAUCAGUGCUUUAUGUGCCGUAUUGUAUUAAUUUACUAUCAAUUACAUUCUCACGUUGAAUAUCUUAAACGAAUAACUGAUACAUCUUUUCAUUAUUCGACAGCUUUUCAAUCAUUAUACAUUGUACAUUUCGACAAAAAGGACAAUAUAUUCAUUUGGAUACUAUGAGUAUAUCUUAAGCGCAGCUUUUAAUUAGAAUUUAAAGUAAAAUUCUGGCAUUUUGCCAGCCUAAAUAAUUCCAAAAAUCUAUAGAACUUGUUACAUGCUACGAAGUUGGACGAGUAGAAAAGGUUCUUGAUUGAGCGUCACAUCGACUUUGAGCCAAUGUCGGUUUGAUUCUCGUAAAAGGUACACCUUUUUCCUAGCCGUGACAUUCCCGUUUCUAUGCCUCAUGUAGAUAUAAUACGUACGAUUAGGAGUAGCACUCAAUAAGCAAGUACGUAUCGUCUUUAAUUGCUGAUCGAUCGGAAAUAACCGCAAAUUUUUUAUCGUUAUAGACUUUAUCGUAUAGUUUUCUACCUUUAUAUAAUUUGGUAUGCAUGCAGUCGCUUUGCGCUCACAGAUUUCAUCUGAUAUUCCUGCUACAACCUCUUACCGCUAAAAGCGCGUCGCGUUCUUCCAUAAAAAGUACAGAGUGUCCCGAAGUAACGAAGUUUUACAUUCGCACUGCGUGAAUGGUCUGCAUCUUAUAAAAUUGCCACGGGGGACAUUUUGUCACUUGGAUAUCUUCCAAAAUUCACUGCCAAUAGUAAAAGUUAUCCCGAUUUUUCAUUAUGCUAAUUAAACCUAAUCCGAAUACCUCACCUGUCAGUUGUGUACGUGAUAAGUGUUAAGAUCAUCUUAACAUUAAAACGCCAGAUACAAUUCUAUUCAUUCACGGAAACACUAACACGGAACGUUAUAUAAAUCAUUUAUUCGCGUAAGAAUCGCUUGCAUAAAUUAGCGAUACAUUUGUAUUAUUUCCUAGCGUUAAAAAAACCUCCUGCAUUGCUUUUCUGGCAUGAAAAAGUUUUGGGAUUCGCUCAAUGCUAUGCGCAGAUAUCGCUUUUAAUUUUGCGACGUAAUGUAGAUGGUAGAGUAGAAUAAUAUGCGAUAAUAAUUUCUCAUGAAAAAAAAAAGAUGUAAAAGAUUAUUACGAUAACAAUGAAUAUCGAAGAAAAUCGUUUCUCGAUACGUUUCUGUGUCUUGGCUACUUAGAACGCAAUAUGUUGGCGUCAUUAUUAUUAGCAAUAGGACAUAGCGUAAAUGAUUAUUGUGCUUCAUCAAUAAGGGGUCAAGUUGUAUCGAAACAUGUCUGCGGGAACACUUUGAUAUGAUCAAGGCGAUGAUGUAGUCGGUCAGUGCGAAUGGUACUUUGUGUGCUUAAGACUUAAGUCCAAUGAUCAGCUUAACUGGUCGAGAAGGAAACGAUACGUCGCAGCUAACGUAGAGAAGUUCUCUGUAUAAUAUGUAGUCUAUAUUAAAAUGGAUGAUAAAUGUGCGGCGGGCACAGAAUAGCGGUGCGAUUAAUUGUACAGAGAUAACAGACUAGGAAAAUAACUUAAGUUAUUAUGCGGACGUUGUACUAUGUAGUGUCGAUGCAUAUAUACAUAUAUACGUAGCGCAAUGAUGGGUAGACAGUAAAGGCUGUAGUGCUAAAAACAGAAAAGAAGAGGAAGACCGUAGACGGUGCAAUAUCUAGCAAAUAAAUAUAAUUAGCUCUAGGCGAUAGCACGGUUAAAAGAAGUGCAGGUAAUAAAAAUAGCCGCAUGAAGCCUAUAUGCGAUCGUAUAAAAAGCGUAUGUUGUCUAGAUCAUCGAUCGUGGAGAAAGUAUAUAUUGGCAGAUUAUAUUUCCCUCUCGCGGUCAAGCUUUUAUUGUAGAUUGUUCGUUGUAGGUCCGUGAAAUGGACGAUUGUCAAAAUUAUGCGCAACGGGACGGAAAACGUAUGAUUAAUGUGCGUUUUAUGUUCGAUCAAUUUUAAUUUUAUUUUAUCGUGAGAAAUGCAAAUAACGAAUUUUUCAUCUGUAAACAACUCACAUAAUGAGAAUAUCUCCUGUUGAUUUGCGGUUGCUUUGUGCGGAUUAUAUUGAAAUGUGCCUCAAAUUACUUGUACGUUUCGCGAAAAUCAUUUUGUUAAAAUUAAAGGAUACAUGGAUACAAAUAUAUUAAUGACAAAGCAGUACAAUCAAAA